Penicillium subrubescens is the source of this 1287-nucleotide messenger RNA. Its product is annotated as cystathionine gamma-synthase. Gene Ontology annotation, biological process: transsulfuration. The coding region runs from base 1 to 1287 and encodes 428 amino acids. Gene Ontology annotation, molecular function: carbon-sulfur lyase activity; pyridoxal phosphate binding. The record is from RefSeq and is a predicted model, not a curated record. Gene Ontology annotation, cellular component: cytoplasm. The transcript is spliced from 2 exons. NCBI's taxonomy places the organism in Eukaryota, Fungi, Ascomycota, Eurotiomycetes, Eurotiales, Aspergillaceae.
AUGUCUGGUUGUAUUAUAACUUUUGCCGAGUGUUUCUCUUUUCCCUUUCUUUUCUAUUUUCCUGUGCAUACAAUUCCCUUUUUGUUACAUAGCAUAACCAUGUCGCAUAACGUUGGCACUUCCACCCAGUCCCUGCACGCGGACGACGCGCUCAAUGUCGUGUCCGACGUGGCUCCUCCGUUGCACCUGUCCACCACUUUCCGCUACUCCGAUGAUCCCUCCGAGCUUUUCCCUGCGGCCGAUCUCAACAGUUUCGGCACCGAUCCCACAAAACACAUCUACUCCCGCGCCUCCUGCCCAAACCCAACCCGCUUCGAAACAAUCCUCACAGCCCUCCUCAACGGAAAAGCAAUCUCCUACUCCUCCGGCCUCUCCGCCCUCCACGCAGCCCUCACCCUCCUCAACCCCCGCCACAUCUCAGUCGGCGAAGGCUACCACGGCUGCCACGGCGUAAUAGCCCUCUUCACCCGUCUAACCGGCCUGCAAAAGCUGGAUCUGGACUGUGACCCAACCUUCCUGCAAAAAGACGAUGUAAUCCUCCUAGAAACACCCGUCAAUCCCCAAGGAACAGCCUUCGACAUUGCCUCCUACGCGGAAAAAGCACACUCGCGUGGCGCCUUCCUCAUCGUCGAUAGUACAUUUGCCCCGCCCGGUUUGCAAGAUCCGUUCGCCUUCGGCGCGGAUCUCGUCAUGCACUCCGGCUCGAAGUAUUUCGGCGGUCAUUCUGAUUUACUUUGUGGUGUUCUUGCAACGCAGCGCGAUGACUGGGCUAGUCAACUUUUUGCUGAUAGAGUCUUCCUCGGUUCUGUAAUGGGAAACAUGGAAUCCUGGCUCGGCGUCCGCAGUCUACGGACCCUCGAAGUCCGCGUCCAGCGUCAAAGUGCGAAUACUUCCCGUCUCGUAUCGUGGUUACACUCCGCGUUGCACACCCCCUCACCCGCACCGGGUUCAGACGAAGCCGCCGUCCAAGCGGUGCUGGAAGAAGUCUUCCAUGCUUCCUUGCAAACCACAGAGGGAGACUGGUUAGCGAAGCAAAUGCCGAAUGGCUUCGGCCCUGUGUUCUCGAUUACCAUGAAAGAGGAGAAUUUGGCGAGGGAGUUGCCGAGUAAAUUGCACUACUUCCAGCAUGCGACUAGUCUUGGUGGGGUGGAGACGCUUAUUGAGUGGAGGACUAUGUCGGAUGCUACUGUUGAUCGGAGGUUGUUGAGGGUUAGUGUGGGGUUGGAGAAUUGGGAAGAUUUGAGGGCGGAUUUGGUGGGGGCUUUUAGGGGGUUGGCUGGUUUGUAG